Molecule: messenger RNA, 1244 nt
Organism: Brassica oleracea var. oleracea
Lineage: Eukaryota; Viridiplantae; Streptophyta; Magnoliopsida; Brassicales; Brassicaceae
Product: 2-dehydro-3-deoxyphosphooctonate aldolase 1
Exons: 15
Coding region: 87-959 (290 amino acids)
Biological process (GO): monosaccharide biosynthetic process
Cellular component (GO): cytosol; cytoplasm
Molecular function (GO): 3-deoxy-8-phosphooctulonate synthase activity
Source: RefSeq, a predicted model, not a curated record
CGAGAAGAGAUCUCACUUCCCUUCACUCUCACUCCACAACUUCGAGAUCAAGUUAAAAGUUGCAGCUUUUUAGCUUUCCGAAAAGAAUGGCGGCAACAUCACCACUCUACAACCAGCUUAAGGAUGCUGAACCAUUCUUCUUGUUGGCUGGUCCAAAUGUGAUCGAAUCCGAGGAGCAUAUUCUUCGAAUGGCGAAGCACAUCAAACACAUUGCCACAAAAGUUGGGUUGCCACUGGUCUUCAAGUCAAGUUUUGAUAAGGCUAACAGAACUUCUUCAAAGUCCUUCCGAGGUCCUGGCAUGGCUGAGGGUCUCAAGAUUCUUGAGAAGGUGAAAGUAGCAUAUGACUUACCAAUUGUAACUGAUGUUCAUGAGGCGUAUCAGUGUGAAGAAGUUGGCAAGGUUGCUGAUAUAAUUCAGAUACCAGCAUUCUUAUGUCGCCAGACAGAUCUUCUGGUUGCGGCAGCUCAAACCGGAAAAAUUAUCAAUAUUAAGAAAGGACAGUUCUGUGCUCCUUCUGUCAUGGAAAAUUCGGCUGAGAAGAUCAGGCUGGCUGGGAAUCCGAAUGUGAUGGUUUGUGAAAGAGGAACCAUGUUUGGAUACAAUGAUUUGAUAGUAGAUCCACGAAACUUUGAAUGGAUGAGGGAAGCUAAUUGUCCUGUUGUUGCUGAUAUAACCCAUGCACUACAACAACCUGCAGGCAAAAAGUUGGAAGGUGGUGGUGUUGCUAGUGGAGGCCUUCGCGAGUUAAUACCCUGCAUUGCUAGAACAGCGGUAGCAGUUGGUGUCGAUGGAAUUUUCAUGGAGGUUCAUGAUGAUCCUCUAAGUGCUCCAGUUGAUGGUCCAACUCAAUGGCCUUUGCGUCAUUUAGAAGAACUCCUAGAGGAGCUCAUCGCGAUUGCUAGGGUCACAAAAGGAAAGCAGCGGUUCCAAAUCGAUCUCACACCUUACCGCGACUAGGAUUGUAAGGUCUCCUCCUCGGACAUAUGGGUCCACGGCAAAUCCUGGAGACCUCAUUACGGUUGCUACCUCUCCCUAAAGGAUAUCUAUCAUCUACAUGAGCAAAGAAUGUUGUUCCCUUUUUGAUUGCUCCAAACUUUGAACAUAUAUUUAUGUUUUUAUUCAAAAGUUGUUCAGAUUAAGAGUGUUAUUAUAACAUAUAAUAACUAUAAUGAAUUCUGUUUACAUUCGAUAGGCAAAGUUGUACAAGCUCAUGGGUUAAACAGGUUUGCUUCCCUAAGUCAA